CAUUAAAGCAAACCAUUUUACUCAAACAACACAUUUUGUACAGAAAAAAGUUUUUUUUCACAUUUGUCCCCUAAAUCAACAGCAAACAAAACUGUGACACCCAUGACACAUUUCCUUCUUGCAACAAAUUGCAACGGAAAUUAGUGCACCGUGUUUCACUUGUGUGAGUUAUUUCCUGUGCAGAAAUAAAGGGUAAAAAAAAGAUAAAUUACUAUUUCCAACGUGCUUCCGUCACUUUAAAGCAACCCACAAAAGUAACCACAGGUCACCCUAUCUCUUUCUCUUCUCUUGCACUUCGAUAAGCAAAAGCCAAGGUUUUAUUCGCACACAACACAUGUCGGCACACUACACAUGCUUACGGCUAAUUGAUAAACCAGUAUCUUAUCAAUCACGCCGAAACCACCAAACCUAAGCUGCACAAGCGAGUGAGCGUGUCUGGGAAAAAAGGGCGAGAAAGAAUUAAGCCGAUAUGAAAAAAGGGAAGGAAUGGUAGGAAAUUAACGAAAAGGGAAAAGAAAUCCGGUCAGUCUCUACUCAAGUACGGGCAUGCCCUGGGUUAGAUAUGUCGAUGCAGUUAGUAUCGGAUUGAAUGUUACGCAGUGUGUUCGUGUGUAGUAACCGAAGGUGACAAUUUCUUUUGGCCAUCGCCGGGAACAGCUAGCAGACUGGUUGCUGGAUUAUACUUUCCCACACAUCCAGCAGGUGACUCAUCAUUGUGUCUUUAGCUUCAUAAAAUUUCAUCUUGUGGACUCUCUGUGUGUUUAGCAGAAUUACAUGUGUUGGAAUUAUUCAUUUUGUUUAGAUCGUGGCACCGGUCUCUCGCUGCUUUGCUCGCUGUUCGGUCUGGAACAUCAUCAAACAUUCGCAUUAUUAGCCGCGUCUCUGUCACAAGCGCGUUACGCGUUGAAUCAACGCGCUGUGGCUGAUGAUCCAAGUCGGUACAUACACACACACACGUUGGGUAAAUAUUUACACAACCGCUAAUUCUAUUCCACACGAAGAUUUUCGGUACCGGGCAAAAGCGAAAGAAGGCUUAGCCAUCGUCAGUUUGGCGCCGUAAUCGCUGCAAACCGGUCGCGUAUCGCGAUCGAUCGAGCUGUGAUUGUGCCCGUGUGUGUAUGUGUGUGUGUCUGUGUGUUUGACCGUGAUUUUUGUUUGAUAAAGUGAACUCAUCCACAAUUUGGCAGCAUUAUACAUAUUGUAGCAUAAGUCUGCUGCUAAAGCUGGUGAUAAGAAAAUGCAACCUGCGAGUGGGUGUGUGCGUGUGAACAGCAUGUAAUGGCAUGGGAAAGGUGCAAGUGCAAACGUACGAUGAUUACGACCGGAUACGAUACUUUUACUACAUCCGGCCACCGCAAACGCCCGUACCGCAGGACUGGUGGAUCGAUCCGAUGGCAACCAGCACCGAAUCCGUCACCACGCUCAGUGCGGGCGAGGAAACGACGCUGCUGCUGUACGACAUCUUUAUACCGCUGCUCGGUUCACUCAUCAUAAUACUCAACCUGAUCGUGGUCGUGUCCGGUGUGCUGCUGCUGCGAAAAGGUCAGCAACCGUAUACGACGUACAUGUUUCUCGGCAAUGUAGCCGUUUCGGAUUUAUUGACGGGCUUUGCCGUCAUGUUUGGACAGUAUGCACCACGUGAGCGACGUGCCGAGGAAAACUGCACACUAAUGAUAGGUCUCAUAGUGUCCAUGUCAUUGGUCUCGGUGUACAGCGUGGGACUGAUAGCGAUCGAUCGGUACCUUUACAUCGUGUACGGAUUGCAAUACCAGCGCUACUUAACUCGUACCCGUGCGCGUAUACUGAUUGCCGCCACCUGGGUCCUUGGUGCUACCAUAGGGUUUCUGCCCGCAUUCGGAUGGCGCGGUGAUACGGAUGGUGGACGAACAUGCUGGUUUAUACGGUUGGCUCCACCGGGUUUGGUGAUCCUUACGGCAGUGGUCGGUAUACUACCGGUGCUGCUCGUCAUCAUUCUGUACGGUAUCAUCCUGCAGAAGGCAUUGCGUCGCGUCAAUCAGCUGAAAAAAGCAUCGCGCGAACUGCGCGGCGUACAGACCGGUAAUUUGCGACUGUUUCGUGGCGGUGGCGGUAGUGCAAACGGGACGGCAGCUGUUCCACCGCCAGCCAGCUCCAACCCGGUAGAACUAAAUCGAUCAGGCGCCAACCAAUCGGACACGGACCAUGGUUUAAGUGAGGAUGAACUAUCGAGACGUACCGCCAGACGCUGUCUUUGUCUGCGUUCGCGUUGUUGUACCAGCGCCGGUCGUUCGAAUCAGGCUCAGAAAGCGCUGAACGGAACCGAUUCCAGCGUACCCGCGAUAUCCAACUCGAUGACGGUCGCAGCGACAACGACGACAACCACGACCAGCAGCAGCAGCAAAAGCCCGACCAAGUGGAAGGCGAUAAAAGUCGUGAUGUUCACGACGGGCAGCUUCAUCGUAACGUGGGUGCCGUACUUCAUCGCGAGCCUAAUGUAUGUCGGGUGUGACCCGGCAACGAAUGGGGAACUAUGUCGCAGCCUGCAGUUCGCCAUCGCCAGCCCCCUUGCCAUACUCGGCUUUGCCAACAGCCUGCUCAAUCCGAUCAUUUACGCCUGGUGGCACAAUGGGUUCCGUGCCGCGAUGAAGCGACUCGCCGGCAAGGUCAGUCAGCGGGUUUGCUGCUGCUGCCGCUGCGGUCGUUACCAGCGGGAGGAAGAUGAAGCAGGCCGGUGUGCCGUACGCUGCUGCCAUAAAUCAUCGCGUACGGCGCCAUCGACUGAAGCUUCCGCGAAUCGGAUCAGCGCCAACGGAAGCAGCAGCGACGGAGUUGGACCUAACCGCCUGUCAAACCGCACGGUGGCAACGACCGUCGGGCGUAGGUCGCGCACGGCUGCACCACCCCAGAGCGACCAAGAAUUUUCCGUCACCGACGACACCGAUGUGGAGCAGCCGUCGGGUAUGGUAAUCGGGACACGCCUCUAGGGGAUGUGUGGAUGGGACUGCUACUGUUCCGACGAAAUUGCCACCGAAAACCUCAGGGACAUGUCGAGAACAUUCUCAUCAAAGAGCAUCGCCAAAAAUGUGCUCCCAAAAAGCAUUGCGGCUCUUUGCUAUGAAGCGUUGACUUCGGCAGCAGCGCGUACGGUGAAUGCUUCGGGGCGCCAGUACGACGACGUAUCACGCAAGUGGCCCAUACCGAGGGGAGGACCCAAAAGCCAUGGAGAAUUAGAUUUAAGUUACCAUGUAGUUACCACACACCCAUUUAGAUAUAUACACACACACACACACAUGGACAUAUGCGGUUAAUGCCCUCGGGGAUUGUCUUCACGAGUCGUACCGCCGCACAAUUGUGCAACUGCAUUCGCUCGAAACAAAACGCCAGAUCCAACAGAUAUGUCGGAUAAAAUUCAUGACAGUUUCAUUAGGAGAUUGCAUCGUGAGCCAUGAGCAGCAUAAAUGUAUCAAAGUUACAGUAUUUUUUUUUUUCAGUAACUUUACUGUACGGUAAUGUUAAGUUAAGUGUAAAACAAGAAGUAAAGCAGUUUCUACGUGCAUUAGAUUAGAUUAGAAGUUAUAGAACAGUGUAAUAAAGUUUUGAAAGUGAACAUGAAGAUAAGGUUAGUUAUUGUUGUAAUGCCAAACCUCUUUACAGACUAUUAAUGAUCUAACAGCUAGCAGAAAAGCGUGGUUAGUUUUUUGUUCUCCAUACCAUCCACAAUCCUUUGCGGGACGAGAAAUCCUUUCCCUUGGCGCUCAAUAAUGGCUUGUUAUUUGCAUAAGCAAAUUACAGCCAUUGCUUCGGCUUCUGGAAACAAGAGAAGCAAUUAUGAUACAAUAAAGGGCAAUGUAAUGAUGCUGUGUGAUGUACCAGCGACCAGGCGUCUCCAUUUGCAGACAACAACGGCUAGCGAUCGUUGCCAUCUUUAUGUGCUUAUCUAUUUCUCGCUCUCUCUCUCUUUCUUCCCUGUUUUUCCCUCUAUUGCACACAUUCAUUCACUCGUUUAUACUCUGGACACUUUGAAUUAUUGAUCUGUAUGAGCCCGAGUGGUGAAAGUUCCACUUCCUUCCUUCCACAGCACCGGAGUACGGAACUCACGCACCGCACAUAUCCAUUUGCAUUACACUCCUACACGCGCACAUACAGGCACAUAUUCUCAUUGGAAUGCACGGCACCAUAUCCACUCCAUGCCCAUUCGUUAGCAAAACAGCUAAACAUAUCUCGAGCAUUAACUAUAUUAAUUAUUCAUUUGCUCGUUUUCAUAGUGGAUCGUUUACCCUCCCCCUUUUUUUUUGGAGUGGGAUGAACUUCAAGAUGGAGAUACUGCCAGCCGACUGCUGGCAUAUAAAUUUAGUCUUUCGUUUCUUGGAAUCUGCUUUUCCGCCCCUCCCGCCGGGCGGCCGCUCAAUGAUCGACGUGCGCUGUUUUAUCAUCAUCAUUGUUGGAUUGCAUCAAUUAUAAAAUAAAUUAAUUACGGCAGACCAACCAGGUUGCUAGGAGUAGGGAAGCCCUGUCUAUGGUUCAGGUCCACUUUCCACAAAUUGAAAAGUGUCUAGGGCAAAGGGGGAAAGAAGAUGAACUGCGUGCGCGUGUGAAUACAAAAAAAAAAUGGA
Anopheles funestus (African malaria mosquito) is the source of this 4592-nucleotide messenger RNA. RefSeq names its product glucose-dependent insulinotropic receptor-like. The record is from RefSeq and is a predicted model, not a curated record. Lineage: Eukaryota; Metazoa; Arthropoda; Insecta; Diptera; Culicidae. The transcript is spliced from 5 exons. Gene Ontology annotation, molecular function: G protein-coupled receptor activity. Gene Ontology annotation, biological process: adenylate cyclase-activating adrenergic receptor signaling pathway. Gene Ontology annotation, cellular component: membrane. Bases 1284 to 2963 code for a protein of 559 amino acids.